CUUUUGGUACCUUAAGGUAGCUUUCAUUUACAACCUUCCUCUGAUCAUGGAGGAGAUUUGUUGGAAUAUGCAAAUGAUGCGCUCCUGCUGCUUCUGUGUGGCUUUUUUCUUAAAAACGAAUCACGUUUUUGGACAGAUAACGCUUCUCCCUUCCAGAUUUCUACCUGGCAUAAAACACCCCCAAAUAUCGACGAACUCUCUCAAACAUCACGUUAGUUCUGUAUCGGUCUUUUAUCUUGUAAGAUGACAAAACAAAACAUCACUCAAAAGCCGUGGUACGAUAAUGGCAAGCAAUUCAAGGACCCGAAACCGCGUUUGGAGUGGGACGAAGUCACAGAGUGGGAGGAGGCGAAUCUCUGCAACAAGAUAACCAUUUUCCACUUGCCCCUCGAGUGCCCAUUUCCUCUCACCAACAGACGAAAUGCUUGCGCCCUGAUCGAAAAUUUCCUAGACGCCGUCAAAUACCACAGGCACCUAUUUCCCUACUGGCGCAGGCGCGCCAUCAAGUACUUCAUCUGGCGUGAAUGGUUCGUCAUCAGCAACAACGAUGAGUGGAAGGAUUACAAGAACCACCCCUUAUACAAGAAUCGUGGCACGCUCAGGGCCUUGGCAAAGAAGACGUUUGAGAAUACAAUGGGACUUGCUUCUGCUUUGUUGUUCGUCCUCCACGGAAUCUACACCAAUGACUGGGAACUCGAGUUCCUGUUGAAGGGACAGAAGAAACUCAUCGAUACAUACAACAUGUGUAAUACCAAUAUGACGUGGUGGAACAGGGAUGAAAUGCUCGACAUUCUGUUCAUUGAGUGCGAAUGGCUCAAAGACACGCUUCUCGAAGCGCACAUGAAGGAGAAGAAGGAGAUAGAUGAAGAGUGGGAGCAUAGACAAACAAAGACACUCGAAGAAAUGGAGGCUUUUAUUGAUGAGACACCAGAGCCUAUGGAUGAGGAUGAGAAUUUCGAUGAUAACGGUAACGCUCAAAACAACGCUCAAAAUAACGCUCAAAACAAUAUUCAAAACAAUAUUCAAAAUAACGCUCAAGGUAUCACUCAAGGCAACGCUCAAAAUAAUACUGAAAACAACACUCAAGAUACCACUCAGGGUAACACUCAGAAUAAUACUCAAAAUAACACUCAAGGUAUCGCUCAAGGCAACAUUCGAGGCAACAUUCAAGGCAUCACUCGAGGUUAUACCCAGGGUAUCGAUCAAGGCAACGCUCAAGGCAUCGCCCAGGGUAUCGAUCCAUGGGACGUUCCUAUCACCAUGGGUAUGAAUCAAUGGGGUGCUCAAAGUUUCGCCCAGCAAUUCGAGCAGUGGGCUCGAAGGGUUGACAAGGAUCUCCAUCGAUGGGACGCUCAAUGUUAUGCCCAAGGUAUCAAUCAAAGUCUUAUUCAAAGUCUGGCUCAAAUUCUCAAUUUAGAGCUAGAGGACGCACAGGAUAUCGCUCAAAGUCGCGCUCAGGAUAUCACCCAAGGUAAAGCUCGAGGUAUUGCUCAAGAAAAGGCCCGACAACGCCGCACUCAACGUCGCGCUCAAAUUCGCGCUCAGGGUCGCACUCAAGACAAAGCUCGAGGUAUUGCCCGAAACAACACUCAACGUAUCGUUCAGUAUUUCGAUCGGGACAUCGCCCAAGAUAUCAUUCAGAAUCUCCCCCCGGGUAACACUAAAAAAAGUGUUAAAGCUUUCAUGAAAGGCGUCUAUCAAGAGCUCGCUCAAGGUAUCGCUCAAGACAAGGCUCAACAACGUCGCACUCAACGUCGCGCUCAACGCAUCGCUCAGGAGAACAUUCGAGAGACCACUCAAAACACUACCCAGGAGAAUGACCAAGAAGGAGCUCAGAACAACGCCCAAGAUCUCAUUGCAACGACUCCUCAUCAUCAACGAAUAGACUCACAGGCUCCUGAAAGGCCAGUCAAUCGCGCUGUUCCACCUAUAGACCCACCUCAUGCCCGUUCAGCAUGCCUAGUCGACAAUGAUGAGGAUAUCUAUGGUAAUAGUGGAGACGAGGAUGAUAAUACUAAAAAACAAUAGUGAAACUGCCGUUGAGGCUUCUGCUGCAUAAAUAAAACCGUCCUUGGAGUAACGUUUACACGGCAGCCUUAGUUAUAUGGCUCAUGCAGAGGAUCUAGGAGCUCUCAAGAAUUGCAUAUGGCGCUAAAGUCAAUGUCAAGCAACAUACGAAGGCGAGUGUUGGGAAGAAUAUUGAUAGUAAUAGGAGGGUUAGGCGGAUGCUGAUGAGAAUGCUGAGGGCAAUGCUGGGUGUAAGAGCAGCGAUAAGGAGAAAGUCGAGGACGAGAACAGGAUUACGUUAGGGGCAAGAUUG
This is a messenger RNA of Fusarium redolens, 2320 nucleotides long. RefSeq lists its product as uncharacterized. The record is from RefSeq and is a predicted model, not a curated record. The coding region runs from base 244 to 2028 and encodes 594 amino acids. The transcript has a single exon. NCBI's taxonomy places the organism in Eukaryota, Fungi, Ascomycota, Sordariomycetes, Hypocreales, Nectriaceae.